Molecule: messenger RNA, 1727 nt
Organism: Erigeron canadensis
Lineage: Eukaryota; Viridiplantae; Streptophyta; Magnoliopsida; Asterales; Asteraceae
Product: xaa-Pro dipeptidase
Exons: 16
Coding region: 43-1539 (498 amino acids)
Molecular function (GO): metalloaminopeptidase activity; manganese ion binding
Source: RefSeq, a predicted model, not a curated record
GUGAUUGAAGCGAACAGUUAUCACCGGCGACGAUCGCUCGCCAUGGAUUCUUCUUCUUCUCUGUAUCCACCACCGCCGGUUCCAAUGGAACUUCAUACCGAAAACCGUGAAAAACUUUUAAAACACCUCCGUGAAAACUUAGUUUCAUCUUCUCGCCCUUUACACGGAUUUGUUCUUCUCCAGGGAGGAGAGGAGCAAACUCGUUACUGCACUGAUCAUGAAGAUCUUUUUAGGCAGGAAAGUUAUUUUGCAUAUUUGUUUGGAGUGAGGGAACCUGGGUUUUAUGGAGCUAUUGAUGUAAGCACUGGGAAAUCAAUUCUUUUUGCUCCCAGAUUGCCUGCUGAGUAUGCCAUUUGGAUGGGGGAAAUAAAGACAGUAUCUCAUUUCAAGGAAGCUUACAUGGUUAGCAUGGUGCAUUAUACCGACGAGAUUACAGAAGUCGUUAAUAAUCAGUACACUGGAACUGGGAAACCCGUGCUGUUUCUUCUACAUGGGUUGAAUACUGAUAGCAAAAAAUUUUCUAAACCAGCAGAAUUCGAGGGCAUUGAGAAGUUUGAGAAAGAUCUUGAAACUUUGCACCCUAUUCUGACUGAAUGCCGAGUUGUGAAGUCAAAACUGGAGCUUGAUGUCAUCCAGUAUGCCAAUGAUAUAAGCUCUGAAGCUCAUGUCGAGGUAAUGAGGAAAAUUAAACCAGAAAUGAAGGAGUAUCAGUUGGAAAGCAUAUUUCUUCAUCACACCUACUUUUAUGGUAGCUGUAGGCAUUGUUCAUACACUUGUAUCUGUGCGACUGGUGACAACAGUUCUGUACUUCAUUACGGGCAUGCAGCAGCCCCAAAUGACAGGACAUUGCGAGAUGGAGAUAUGGCAUUGCUUGAUAUGGGAGGCGAAUUCCAUUUUUAUGCUUCUGACAUAACCUGCUCCUUCCCUGUGAAUGGAAAAUUUACCAGUGAUCAACAACUUAUUUACAACGCCGUCCUUGAUGCUCAUGAUGCCGUUAUAUCUGCCAUGAAGCCAAGUGUAAACUGGGUGGAUAUGCACAAAUUGGCAGAGAAAAUUAUUCUUCAGGCACUGAAGAAAGGAUCCCUCCUUGUUGGUGAUGUUGAUGAAAUGAUGGUUGAACGAUUGGGUUCUGUCUUCAUGCCUCAUGGCCUGGGACAUCUCAUGGGACUUGAUACCCACGAUCCUGGUGGCUAUUUAAAGGGAGCUGUAAGACGUGCAGAACCAGGAUUAAGGUCCCUACGCACAAGUAGAGAUCUCAUGGAUGGAAUGGUGAUCACUGUUGAACCUGGAUGCUAUUUCAUUGAUGCAUUGUUGGUUCCAGCCAUGGAAUCUCCAAAGACAUCAAAGUUCUUUAAUCAUGAAGCAAUCACCAAAUUCAGAGGAUUUGGUGGAGUUCGAAUCGAGAGCGACCUGUAUGUUACCUCGAAUGGUUGUGUGAACAUGACGAAGGUUCCUAGAAAAGUCGAGGAUAUUGAAGCUGUGAUGGCUGGUGCCCCGUGGCCAAUUAAGAAAUCUACAUAUGAAAAUGGAAGAUCUUAACUUGCCGUGUAAACAGUCAGUUGUAUGUUUACACAAUGGUGGAAAAUGUUGAUAUUUGGUUUUUGAAGUUCCUACUCAGUGAUAUGAAAACGGUAAUAUGGAUGUUUUGUUUACAUUCAUGUUAGGAUAUGGCAUUACAAGUGUGGUGGGGGAUCGAUCAUGUUUGGUUAUAGAAGUUUAUUAUAUUA